UAAUUCAUGGAAGCCAUAUGCAAAAAUUAAAUGUCAAACGUCAAUCAAUUAUAACAGCAACUAUUUGCAUCGUUAUCGCUAAAACAAAUGCUCUAAAUAAACACAUUUAUAUCGUAAUUAGUAAAUGGUACGCAGUCCGCGAAUUUAGCCAAUAAAACAAGUGAUCCGUUCGCGUUUAAAAUUUCAUCUAGUCAACAUGGGGAUGUCGCGCUGCUAUUCACUUAUGAAAUGUUUGCUGAUACUGUUUAACAUCGUAUUCCUGGUGAUAGGCCUAGCAGCCUGCGGGUUGAGCGUCUGGGCUCUAUGGGAGGGCGGGGCCUCCGCCAGCGUCGGCGGGACCGGCGCCGGGGACGCUGCCGCGGCACGAGCUGGGCUCUGCGCUGUAGCGACUUGGGGCGGAGUACUUGCGUUGGGCGCUAUUGCUGCGUUAUGGGGAGCGGCGCGCGACGCUCCAUCGCUAUUGGCUGCUGCUUUUGCGCUUUUAGCGCUGUGUGGUGUGGCGGAGGCAGCAGCAGCUUGCUGGGGCGCGGCACACUUACCGCAGCUCCGGCGGGCGUUAUCACAGCGCUUACACUACGCGGUCCGUAACGAGUACGGCCACGGCGCCGCCACGCAGCUCCUCGACACCAUUCAGGCCGAGCUUAAAUGUUGCGGCGCGGAAGGCGCUCGCGACUGGCAGAGCUCAGUGUGGUCCCGCGCCGAGGCCGGAGCCUCCGACGCGGCCCCUCCACAGCCCGAUGAUGUAGCUUUAGACCUGUCUGUGACUGCCCCUAACUCUUACUACUAUGUGCCGCCUUCAUGUUGCUUGUCAACCGAGGAGGGCGGCGACUCGGCUAUGUGCGCGGAGGCGCGGCGCGUGCCGGCGGCGUCGGGCGGCGCGGCGGGGCUGCACCAGGCGGCCUGCGCGCCUAAAGUCAUACACGCUUUAGAGUCGGGCGCGCGGCUGCCGCUCGCAACAGGCGCGGCGCUGCUGGCGCUGCACGCGCUGGCGCUGCUGCUGGCGCUCGCGCUGUGUCUGCGCGCGCGCCCCGCGCCGCGCUACAAGGCCUAGGCCACCCACUUACAGAGCUGCUGUCAGUCGAAGGAGUAACAACUAAGCUGAUACCAGGGAUAUUUUGAACCUUGUCGCGAUAGCAAUAAGAUUAUUACUUGCGUGCGGCGUCCUGCUACAAGGCCUAGGGUCACUACACCUACGAUUACAGCUAAAGGUAAACUGAGUCAGGGCACUUUGAACCUUGCUGCGAUAACAAUACGAUGAAAUUUCAACUUGCAUAUGAAUUGUCAUUACGAGCAUGAACUUUUAAGUUAAAUCGUGUUCAGGCGAGAAAUUUAAACCUUUAAUUUAUCAUCUUUAUCUGCCGUCUGCUUCCUUUGAAAGUAAAUAGCUGUAAAUUAGCUAACGUUAUAAAAAAAAUCUACCUGUAAAAUGAGAUGGCGAUUCCAUCGAUAUUCAAGGUCAUAUUUCGCGCCUGAAAAAAAAAUACUUAGAUGGGACAUCAAACUUGAUGUAAGGUCCUUGGUGACGGGGUUCAAAGUUGUCGAUUAUUCUAUUCAUUAGACUAUAUGAUAAAGUAAGUUGCGAUAUGACAGCAAAGUAAGAACGCCAAGCACGAAGAAUUUCGUACAUCGAACCACCUGUUGCUAUCUCUAUCGGACGCGCAUAAUUCUAUUGCUAUUCCGCCGAUGACGCCGGCGGUCAAUGCCACUUAGCGAGCGAGACAGCUUAGAAAUACCGGGUCAAUGUGAAAUUCUUCGUGAUUAGCGUCCAUACUUGAGUUGAAAUUUCGAGUCUGAGAGAAGAAAUGUAAUUGCGUCAACGAAACAACGGGAUUAACCUUUUAACCGCCGCAGUCUGAUAUAUACUCGUAAGACAAAACUUCGUAUAACUUUGUACCGGCGGUGAAACGAGCACGCUCGAUGAAGAAUUCUGAGUGGUUAAAAGGUUAAAUAUUCUACCCGUAAAAGCAAUAAUAGACUCGACUAUGACAUGUUAAUAAAUUUGACGACGAAUUACGAUAAUUAUUGAUUAAUUUCUACUUUUAAUAAUAUACAUAUCUGUCAUAUUUUAUACAACUGCAAAAAUACUCGUUUCGUAACUUUUAAUGUAUCAUUACUUGCGAACUAUUGGUGUCAUCGACGAUGACGCGCAGAUUUAACAAAUAUAACCUUUGAUUACAUGACAAUACGAGUUAAGGCACGCGUCUUCGUGAAUGACACGAUCUAUAUGUUUAUAUAAUAGUUACUUCAAAACCGCCUGUAUUCAAUGGAGGCUAGCAAUCUCAUAUAUUUUAGACAACCCAUGACAGUUUAGUUAGGUAACCCAUGACACUGUUUAUUAUUGUUUAUAUAGGUGUAAAAAAAAAGGAGGGAACCGUUUAAGGCCAUAUUUGGGAAAACGUAGAAGAAAUAUUAUUUUGACGCAAUUUUUUUUUUCUAUACGGCAGGUCGUUCAAGCCAACUCUCCAUCAAAGAUAAUUUGAAAUAGAGGUGUAUUGUCAAAGUAAACUUUGUAGCGACGUUAAUGUACUCUCAUCUCUCGACACGUUAUAUAAAACUUUUAGAACGCCAUUUGACUUUGAUCCUUAUUUUUUCACUGAUAUGUGUUCAAUUUGUUACAUAUCAAAAAGUGGCGUCAUCUUACCGGGCACUACCUAAACGUUAUGGCGCAAUCGCUAGAAACGAUGCUGCUAUACCUUUGGCCUUUGAUCUAUUAGAUGGCGCCACUCUUUGAUAUUUAACAAAUUGAACACAUAUCAGUGAAAGAAUAAGGAUCAAAGUCAAAUGAAGUUCUAAAAGUUUUAAUUAUGUUUCGAAUGAUGGCAGUAAAUUUACGUCGCUACA
This is a messenger RNA of Cydia pomonella (codling moth), 2841 nucleotides long. Its product is annotated as tetraspanin-1-like. The record is from RefSeq and is a predicted model, not a curated record. Gene Ontology annotation, cellular component: membrane. Lineage: Eukaryota; Metazoa; Arthropoda; Insecta; Lepidoptera; Tortricidae. The coding region runs from base 197 to 1051 and encodes 284 amino acids. The transcript has 7 exons.